AUGGACACUUUCACCGACAAAUUCCCAACCUUUCAGCUCGAGGACGAGCUGCUUCUUGAGGAGCGGAGAGAUGUCAUGUAUGGCCACACAUACGCCAGGCGUAGGAGAGCCCGCGAUGUGCGCCGAGCUGAGCAGGCAGCAAAGGCACAUGCGCAGCAGGUUUACCACUCUAGUUUCGCUGAUGAUGAUGGGAUCACAAAAGCUUGCAGCUGUCCUUUGCUUCCACUGAAAACUCAUAUCAAGGGCCCGGCACCAGCCUCUGACCCUGAUAAAGCGGACAUUGUUGAUGAAGCCAUAACUUUCUUUCGAGCCAAUGUUUUCUUCAAAAAUUUCCAUGUGAAAAGCUCAGCAGACAAGUUAUUGAUCUAUCUGACGUUUUAUAUCAAUAUUGCCUUAAAAAGACUAGAAGGUUGUCGGACACUAGCUGUUGGGACUAAAGCAAUCAUUAAUCUAGGAUUGGAGAAAGUUCCUGUACCUGGGGAACCAGGGUUUCCUUUCCCUGGACUUUUCACUCUUCCCCAGUCCCAGGAGGAAGCAGAAUUGUUGAGGAAUUAUUUGAAGCAGAUAAGGGAGGAAACAAGUGGAAGAUUGCUCAACUGUGCAUACAGAGCUAAUGGCUUUCCAAACAAGUGGUGGUUGGCUUUUGCUAAGAGGAAGUUCAUGAACAUUGUCAUCCUUUAGACUUGGGCUUUUUGUACCAACUGGUUCAAGCUGUUUUUUCACUCAUGAUCGUGUGAAGUAUCCACACACAACAAAGAUAGUUAUCCUACAUCCCAAAGUAACAAGCCAAAGACUUCGAUGAUAGGAUAGAUGAAUGACAUAAGAUAAAUUAUUUGUUCCCAAUUUGCGAUGUAUAACCGUGGGAACAGUAAUUAUCAUGUUGUAUUGCCUUUUGUAAUUCUCACCCUGCUAUAUCAGAGAGACGAAACCUGAUACGGGGUACAUUCUACAAUGAUGUCUAAACCGAGACAGUU
Molecule: messenger RNA, 974 nt
Organism: Zea mays
Lineage: Eukaryota; Viridiplantae; Streptophyta; Magnoliopsida; Poales; Poaceae
Product: actin-related protein 2/3 complex subunit 3
Exons: 4
Coding region: 1-681 (226 amino acids)
Biological process (GO): Arp2/3 complex-mediated actin nucleation; regulation of actin filament polymerization
Cellular component (GO): Arp2/3 protein complex; cytoskeleton
Source: RefSeq, a predicted model, not a curated record